UUUCCGGUUACACAGGCUUGGCCAGCUAUUGAACUGCGUUGAACUUUGUUGCUUCGUCUUUUUCGUUGUUUUAAACUUUUUAUUUUUCAUCAGUUUAUUACAGUUUUUUGUGUAAUUUACACGUAACCUGAGGGUUGUGCUCUUCACGAACUAAAUAUGGCGACUGUACGAUAGUAGUCGAAGUCGAAAGUAAAUGUACUCUUGUCGAAAGCUCAAACUAAACUCAAACCUCACGGUCUCAUCAUGAUUUCACCCGGUCUCGAACAGAGGGAGAGCUCUAAAAUGUCCACAGAUAAACAAAGAGGGAUCAGAGUUUCUCAGGAAGAGCUGCUUUGCAAGAACGCCUGCGGGUAUUACGGAAACCCUGCAUGGAAAGGAUUCUGCUCAAAGUGCUGGAGAGAGAGGUCGCGUCCGUCCGGAACCUUGAGACAAGACGCAAGACCGAGUGGUGAUGGAGUGCCUCCCACAUUUUCCAAAUUUGAGGAGAAGAAAAGCAUAGAGAAAGGUAGCCGUUAUAACACUGUGAGGAGGCUGUUCUGGGGCAGCACAUCUCCUCCUAAACCUCAAGAGUCCUCAGAAAGCCAUACAAAUCUGUUAAAAGCCUUUCAGGGUCUUGAUCCUGGAGACUUCCCUGGUUUUCUAAAGAUCCUGCGGAGUCCACCAUCCCAGCGUUUGCAGUCCCGUUGCACUGCUUUCCUCAACACAAUGGAGGCUUACCAUGGUCUGCCAAUACAGAARCAGUCGGACCUUGUGCAGGAUUUCUACCAGUCUUUUGCUGAAUAUUUUAGAAGUUUUCCUGAAGCUCAGGUCACUCAGAUAAUGGAGCACGUAGAGAAGCUGAUAAUGACACGGCUGCACAAAUGGGUCUUCUGCCAUGACAGCUGCGAUGAUGAACAGAAGGACCUGGCUCUUCAGCGACGGAUACGCUCCUUAAACUGGGUCACUCCACAGAUGCUGAGCGUCCCUUUUCCAGAUGAAAACAUUCCAGUGACAGGCGACCCCUUUCUGCCUGCUAUAACAGCCAUAAUAGAAAUGGAUGCCAAACGUGCGCCUCAGGAUAAGCUUGCUUGUGUGUCCAAAUGCAGUCAGCACAUCUUUGAAGCUCUCUCAGUCCUCAACGAUGAGCCUGCUAAUGCCGAUGCCUUCCUGUCAAGCCUGGUUUAUGUGGUGCUGAAGGCCAAUCCACCUCGUCUUCACUCCAACAUGCAGUACAUGAUUCGUUUUGGGCUGCCCCACAGUCUGAUGGCUGGAGAGAGCGGCUACUACUUCACAAACUUAUCUUGUGCUGUGGCCUUUAUUGACAAGCUUAACGGACCAGCACUGAGCCUCAGUCCAGAAGAGUUUGAGGGCUACAUGCGAGGCCAACGCGCUCCUGCUGCGCUGACCAAGAGGCAGCAGGUGGUCGGUGAAACCCAGCACCUGUUGGAGGAACUGCAAGGCAGGCAAGAGAAGCUGCACCAAGGAGUGGACGCUCUCAACGUCGAGUUACAAAAGUGGGUUCAAGCAGUUAAUUCACAGCUGGACGAAGCAACAACCCAGUUCGAUGAAGUGCAGAAAGACAUAACGGCACAAAGUGAGGAGCCGUCAUUAGCUCAGGAUGAAUCCCAGUGAGGGGAUGAUGGUCUGAUGGUCAACAUGUAGGUCCAAAUGAUACAGACUGUUAGCUUUGUUAUCAGAAUCUGCUAAUGUGGUACUUAAUGCUGAUGGUUAACUUAUGUAGGCUGCAGGAAAAAUAAGAUUUGUGUUCCAGUGACAUUUUUGCACAAGUUUCAGCCCCAGACAAAAUGUGAUUAAAAUUCCAAAUGAGGAUUUAGGAAAACCUCCUGAGGAAAACAUUUUUUGAAGGUCAUAUGAAGUAUUUUAAAAAUCUUUUAUUUAAAAUAUUUUUCCACUUCUUGUGUACUUCGAAUCAAAGGCUAUUAACACAUUCCAGUUUAUUAACAGUCGUGAUUAAAUUAAUUAAUGUUAAGCACUCAGGGAACCCGGCACUUUGCCAUAUCUCUAACACUUUGAAGGUGUUAUAUUUUUCCUAAUGGUAUUAACCAUCGUGCCAAUAUGGGGACUGCUGUGAAAUUUAAAAAAAAGGUGAAAAUGUAUUGUAGCCAUUUUUAACCACUACAGGUUCUGGGGUGGGGGUGUGGAUAUGAAAAACGUGUUUUACCUUAAAAGUGUUAGUGCAAUACAAUUUGUAAAACGUUUUCAUCAGCGAGUAUAAUAAAAUGUUUACUACAUUAAAAGGUUAAUGAAGAAAAUUAAACUUAUAUUUUAUUCAAUGAUUGUACCUAAUAAUAUAAUAAAGCUGACUUAUAAUUUAAA
Molecule: messenger RNA, 2316 nt
Organism: Austrofundulus limnaeus
Lineage: Eukaryota; Metazoa; Chordata; Actinopteri; Cyprinodontiformes; Rivulidae
Product: rab5 GDP/GTP exchange factor
Exons: 9
Coding region: 244-1611 (455 amino acids)
Biological process (GO): vesicle-mediated transport
Cellular component (GO): cytosol; endocytic vesicle
Molecular function (GO): small GTPase binding; zinc ion binding; DNA binding
Source: RefSeq, a predicted model, not a curated record